ACAAAAAGCAGAAGAGAAAGAAUAUUAAAGAAAGAAAGCAGAGCUCCUACGGUUCCAUAUGCUGCGAGUAGUUUCCAAGAUGGCGUAAUAUAAGAAGCAGACUCUGCUGCAAGGAACCUUUUGGAUACUAAAACGUACUCACAGCUAGCCAAAGAAAAUGACAAAAAAUAAUCUAUCAGAGCUCAACAGAAGCAUAAUAAGCAGGAGAACUUCAGCAGCAGCAGCUUUAUCAAGCCAGCAGUCUCCAAGAACGAAGAGCCCUGCUCCUUUCUUAUCAAAAACCUACGAUUUGUUGGAAGAAAAUGAGCAAGAAUCUUCACCAAAAGGAGCCCAUGAUGACGGCAAGAAAAUUGUUUCAUGGAAUCCACAAGGAAAUGGGUUCAUAGUCUGGUCGCCGGCAGAAUUCUCGGAGCUUACCUUGCCUAGAUAUUUCAAACACAACAACUUCUCUAGCUUCAUUCGCCAGCUUAAUACCUAUGGAUUCAAGAAAACAUCCUCCAAGCAAUGGGAGUUCAAGCAUGAAAAAUUCCUGAAAGGUAGCAGGGACAUGCUAGUGGAGAUCGGUCGGAAGAAAUGCGAACCCAGUAUUUUUCCAGCAUAUCUAAAGGCUGCAAAUGAAGAUAAUGCAGCAACUUCUGCAGAGGAAAAUGAUAAUCUUUUGGCACUUUUAGAGGAGAAUAAUAAUCUUAAAAGAGAGAAUUUGGAACUGCAAAUGCAGUUAGCUGAAUUCAAAGCACUAGAAAUCAAGCUGCUGGAUUGCGUUGCUCAAUACAUGGGAAGCCAUCACAACAAAAUAAAGAGGCUAUAUUAGAGGGCUUGGAAAAGUUCCACAAAAACAAAAAUUGUUAAGUGACAGCCAUAGCUUUUAUGUCUUCCUCAGCAAAAAUGCUUUCUGUUUCUCAUUCCAUCAAAAAAGAAAAAUAAUAAUAAAAAAGAGUUUACACCUCUAUCA
Molecule: messenger RNA, 952 nt
Organism: Manihot esculenta (cassava)
Lineage: Eukaryota; Viridiplantae; Streptophyta; Magnoliopsida; Malpighiales; Euphorbiaceae
Product: heat stress transcription factor B-2a
Exons: 2
Coding region: 158-811 (217 amino acids)
Biological process (GO): regulation of transcription by RNA polymerase II
Cellular component (GO): nucleus
Molecular function (GO): RNA polymerase II cis-regulatory region sequence-specific DNA binding; DNA-binding transcription factor activity
Source: RefSeq, a predicted model, not a curated record